This is a messenger RNA of Benincasa hispida (wax gourd), 4012 nucleotides long. The record is from RefSeq and is a predicted model, not a curated record. Lineage: Eukaryota; Viridiplantae; Streptophyta; Magnoliopsida; Cucurbitales; Cucurbitaceae.
AAAAAUUAAAAUAUCUUGAAAAAGAAGUAAGAAAAAGAAAAAAGAAAAAAAGAUGAUCCAAAUGGAAUUGGAAUUGCUUGUUUCUGAAUUAGGCCGUGCCUGUGCCAGUCGCCAGAACACAAUCAAUUUUGAGUCUUCGAGUCAUCCCCGAGGUCCGUAAAUCUGACGUCGUUUCACUCUUAGCCGUCGGAUCUAAACAUCCCUUGGAAUCACAGUGGUGGCCGAAGUUUAUCAGUUGUUCAGUCGCAGUGCGGUGGCGGGAUGAGACGCGAAUGAUGGAUAGCAACAAACCGAUCCUCAAGGCUUCAUCUCUGAGAUGGAAAAUUCUCCGUCAAGCGCUUAUUCCUCGUUCUUCCUCCCGCAAUGAGGAUCAGGAUGAACUGGACACGAGGCGUAUUUCUCGGAGGACGACGAACGGCUUCAAUUUGAUUCCUUCAUUUAUAACGGACGACAUUGGAGACGAAGGCGCGGGUGGUUCUUCUGUAUCUCAUUGCUUCGAUCACCGUCGGGAUCGUCGUGUGUGCUAUACCUUACCUAUCGAUGGAGCGUCCAAACUUUUCCUCAAGCAAAGAAUGGACGAUGUUGCUGACCUUGAUGACUUCAAGAUCUGUAAUAAAUAUGACAUUGACAACACCGGGCUUGUUUGUCAUUGGCCAUCAGAAGAUGUUCUUGCUUACUUCUGUUUGUUGCAUCCGGACCUAUUUAGAUGUAAGAGAGUAAUUGAGCUUGGAUCUGGCUAUGGCUUCGCUGGAUUAGUUGUUGCUGCAAGUACAGAAGCGUCAGAAGUUGUUAUCACAGAUGGAAAUCCUCAAGUAGUUGAAUAUAUUCAGAAUAAUAUAGCAAUGAACUCUAGAGCGUUUGGUGGCACCAGGGUAGAUUCUUUGACAUUGCAUUGGAAUCAGGAAAAUGUCUCAAAUAUUUCUGGCAGUUUUGAUCUCGUUAUUGCCAGUGACUGCACUUUUUUCAAAGAAUACCAUAGAGGUCUUGCUCGAAUGGUCAUGUCCUUGUUGAAGAAAGCAGAGUCAUCAGAAGCUAUAUUUUUCAGCCCCAAAAGAGGUGACUCACUUGUGAAGUUUCUAGAAGAAAUCAAAGCCAAUGGCUUGCAUUUCAGUGUGACAGAGAAGUAUGAUGCUGAAGUUUGGAAACUACACGAGAAAUUCUCUAAUGGUGAUGAUUCCUGGCCUGGAUAUGAAAAGGAUCAUUGCUAUCCAUUAUUGGUCAGAAUUACUCUCUGAAUUCUUAUAUUGUCCAUUACAUUUCCACCUUUUCCCCAAUCAUUUAGUCACCAAGAAGUUACCCUUCUCAUCCACCCAUCUUUAUUUAUAGACGAAGCCUUCAUAAUUGGUAGUUUUCAUGCAUUAGAGUAAACAAAGGUCUUCUGUUCUGUCAAAAGGAAGAUAGUGAUGAAGAAGAAUGGCAACAGCAGGGCCUUCCAAAUUGUGUAAGUCCUUUUGUCCUACCACAUUUCUUGGAAGAUCUCAAACUUGGUCAAUAUAUGAAGACUGCCCCUCGAGAAAUGUUUAUGGCUCAGGUUACCUUCAAACAUAUUUCCUCCUCCAAAGUUUUAAUUUCUUUAAUUACAUUGAUCUUUUGAAUUUGAAUAUACAAAGUUGAAUUAUUCCCUUUAUCAGUCUGUUGAAUUAGGAGUUUUUUCUUUUUCACUUUGAAGUUAUUUUAAUUUAUUUUUCAGUUUUUUAUUUUUAAGUUUUUUAAUUUAUGCUUUUAAUAUGCCUUUAAUUUGUAAAUUUUAUUAAGUUUACCUUCCUUUUCUAUAAAAGGACGAUGUCUCAUGUAAAAUAUGCCUCACAAUUUUGUGUACUACAUUUUGUGUAUCACAAUUUUGAGUACCACAUUUUGAGUAUCACAAUUUUGAGUACCACAUUUUGAGUGUCACAUUUUGUAUAUCACAAUUUUAGUAUCACAUUUUGUAUAUCACAAUUUUAGUAUCACAUUUCUUAUACAAUAUUUUGUGCAUGACCAAUCUCUUUCUUACCUAAAUCAAAAUAUUGAAUUACACUCUCAUUUUCUUUUUUCUUCUCUUUGUUUAACAAACAUUGAGAUAUUGGUUUGCUUCUGCAACGUUUAUUUAUUUUUAAUUGAUUCCAUUUUCUCAACAGUGGUAUCAGAGAUAUAUCGAUAUAUCGAUUUUUCACCAAUGCCUUAGAUUGGUGAAAAAGAAUUUUCAUUGUUUUGUAUUUGAAAAUUGUCUUCCAGUUUUGGUAUUUCCUCACUACAUUUUGAUGGUGAAAACUACCAAUUUUGGAUUAUUAAAAUGCAAUCCUAUCUCACAUUUGGGAAUUUGUUUCAAUUGAUGUUGAUCCUCAACCAUGAGGAGAAAAUCCAACGUUGAAUCAAAUCAGACUACAUGAAGAGGAGAAAUUAAAGAAACUGAAAGUUUCACCUGUGAAUCAUGCUACUUUAUUAGAUCCUAUAUUUAUAGGAUUAUUGAUUGUAAAACGGCAAAAAACGCUUGGAAUAAAUUGCAUCAAGAAUUUGAAAGAAGUGUAAGGGUGAAAGCUAUCAAACUGUUGACUCUCAAGAGAGAGUUUAAGAUGCUAAAACUGAAGGACUCAGAUAUUGUGAGGGAUUUCACAGCAAAAGUGAUGACCAUUGUAAACUAGAUAAGAUUAGUUGGUGAAAAAUUUUCAGAUCAAAGAGUCGUUGAAAAAAUAAUGGUUAGUAUUCCUGAUAAAUUUGAGUCAAAUAUUUCAGCCAUAGAGGAGUCUUCUGAUCUAAUAACUCUCUCUAUAACUUAAUUAAUUAGCAAAUUACAAGCCCAUGAACAAAGGAGUACUAUGCGUAAUGAGGAGCAAGUUAGAGUGCAUUCCAUGCAAAGUUUAAAGAUAAGAAACUCGUUGGAGAGGAUGAUAGACAUGCAACUAAAAAACAUGUGAGUAUGGAAAACGAGGAGCAUCAAGAAAAGAUAAAUUUCCUUCUUGUUUUUGUAGAAAAACUAACCAUGCUGAAAAAAAUUGUUAGAAAAUAAGUAAGUCUACCAUUACGAUUAUUGCAACAAGGAUGAUCAUACAGAGAAGUUUUGUUAUAUUAUAAAAAACCAAAUCUAAAAUUCCCAACAACAAUCAAAUUGCACAGAUGACAAUGAAGAAACAAAUUCUUUGUUUAUGGUAUUUCAAUUUGAUGGUAAAGUGUCAACCUCGUGGCUUAUUGACAGUGGAUGUGUACUUCGCAUAUGACUAACGAUGUAAAUCUUUUUAGCCAGAUUGAUAGACCGUCUAAGGUGGUUCUUGGACAUGGUGAGACAGUACUAGCUGAAGGCAAAGAUACUAUUGUCAUGCAUACUAAGCAAGGUAAACAUAAAUUAUCCAAUGUUUUAUAUGUUCCAAAGUUAUCUUAAAACUUGUUUAGUAUUGCACAGUUAUUGCAUUAUAAAUUUUGUGUUUUUCAAAAAUCAAGUUUGUGUUAUUUAUGGCCCUCAAGGAGCAGAGAUUGUAAGGGUCAAAAUGGUUGAAAAUGCAUUUGUUUUAUGUGGUGACUCACUGUGUCAUCAUGCUUUUAAUGUCAAAAGUAGAAGAAAGCAAACGGUGGUAUCAAUGCUUUGGACAUGAAGACAACAAAAUUUUGAAAAUUUUUUCUUCUAACAUGAUUGAUAAUAUUUUCAAAUUUACCUUUAUUGAUUAGAUUUAUAACAGUUUUCAAGAAGGAAGAUGCACAGUCUACCUUAUCUAAAAGAAAGACUUGAUUUGGCUAGCUACUGUCUUCAAUUUUGUACAAGAUAGUAGAACAAGGAACAUCAAAGUCAAGAUUUUAUUUAUUGACAAAAGUAGAGAGAAAGAGAAGAAGGUAAAAUCAUUGAACAACUCAUCGACAUUCUCUCAAAAACUGCACCUAGACUGUUUAUGUUUCCACACCAAAAGUUGGGUGUGACAAAGAAAAACCUCACGGAGGAGUAUUGAAUUAUGAGUUUUUUGUUUUUCACCUUUAGUUUCAAUAUUUAAUGUUUGAAGUUUUUUACUUUAUUGUUUAAUUUAUUUUUCAGUUUUUGGUUUUUUAA